GUGGGUAGGUGGUGAGAAGAGAAGAGCCUGAAAGUCAGACCCUAAACAUGGCAACAAAAGUGGUUGGAAGCUUGAACUCUGCGGUGGUUGGUUAGGUAGCAGAUGAAAGCCGUGGGAUGAGAUUUCUUGGACACGCGUUGAACAGUGUCCCAACCAUGGUAGUUUCUCUCACUGCCCCCAUAAACUCUCCUCGUGGCCUCGUGUUGUGCGGCGCCGGAGAGGUUGUUCUGAAUUCAAAGCUUGGGUAGUUGCUAGCUUCCAUCCGAGCUUUGUAUCAGCUCAGCUCUAUCAUUUUCACUCUAAUUUGUUUUUUUUUUUUUUUUGGGUUGGGCAUUUUCUCUCUAAAAUAAAAAAUAAGAAAGCCUCUCUCAAAACUGGGUAUUUAUACUUAGAUCACAGCCAUAAAAACCAUUUCUUUUACUGUCACUCUGCUGAAGUUGGAAAACUUGAUAUCUUGUCACUUGGCCUCUGGUGGAUCGCCCGCAGAGCUAAUGCAGACACUCCCAAUAAUUACUUAAUACGACUUGUUGGCAAUUUUUGGUUUCUGGUUGGCUCGACCUUGAUUACUUGAUUUAUAAUUUAGAUGGCAGAAGAAGUGAUAAACACAGAUGAACAGGUCGUUCUUGGGGAAGAGAUAGACCGUGUGGGAUUAAUCACCUUGAACCGACCUCGUCAAUUGAAUGUCAUUUCAUCCAAAGUGGUUUCCCGGCUUGCAGAAUUCUUAGAGAAAUGGGAAAGAGAUGACAAGAUGCAGCUUGUGAUAAUCAAGGGAGCUGGUCGUGCUUUUUCUGCUGGUGGUGAUUUGAAAAUGUUCUAUGAUGGAAGGACAUUGAAGGACUCGUGCCUUGAAGUGGUCUACAGAAUGUAUUGGCUAAUGUAUCACAUCCAUACAUAUAAGAAAACACAGGUUGCUCUUGCUCAUGGAAUUGCUGUUGGUGGAGGUUCAGCCUUGGUGAUUCCAAUGAAGUUCUCAGUUGUUACAGAAAAGACUGUUUUUUCCACUCCAGAAGUAAGUAUCGGGUUUCACACAGACUGUAGUCUCUCAUACAUUCUUUCCCAUCUCCCUGGGUAUUUAGGUGAAUUCUUAGCAUUAACAGGAACAAGGCUGAGUGGUGGGGAAUUGGUUGCAGCAGGAAUGGCAACCCAUUUUGUCCCGUCCGAUAAAUUGCUGGAGCUUGAGAAGCGUUUGAUAAGCUUACAGUCUGGCAGCGAGAUUGCAGUUAAAUCAGCAAUUGAGGAAUUUUCUUUGGAUGUUCAGAUUGCUGAAGACAGUAUCUUAAACCAGCAGCCAACAAUUGAUGAGUGCUUUUCCAAGAAGACCGUUGAGGAGAUCUUACAAUCACUUGAAUCUGAGGCAAGAAAAGAAGGAAAUGGUUGGCUAGGUGCAAUUCUCAAGGGCUUAAAAAGAUCAUCACCAACAGGGUUGAAGAUAACACUAAAAUCAAUUCGUGAAGGUAGGAAGCAAACACUUCCUGAAUGUCUGAAGAAAGAAUUUAGACUAACAAUGAGCAUAUUGAGAACUGAAAUAUCGAAUGAUAUGUAUGAGGGUAUUAGAGCUCUAACCAUUGAUAAAGAUAAUCAUCCAAAGUGGAACCCGUCAAUCCUGAGCAGUGUGGAUGAAGAGAAGGUCAACAUGGUGUUUCAGCCAUUCAAGGAGGAUCAGGAGCUCCAGAUUCCAAAACAGGAGGAAUGCAGAUGGAAUGGAAAAUAUGAAAAUUCCGUCUAUGCAACUUCAAUGGUGCCAGAGGAACCAAAAUAAUUUUCUGCUCAGAAGCGGCUGGUUGCAGACCUUCACCCCUAGUGUUUUUUGUUCUCAUGUUUCCUGCUGAAUUGUGUUUUUGGCUUAAGCUUGCAAGGACGAUAUUAGUAUUAGAAUUUCUUAUCAUGCUUCAUCUCGCAACAGAAUUUUAGUACUUUUAUUUCCUGGGGGGUAGGGGUGAGAUGCAGAUAUGUGACUACCUAGAAUUGAAGAGUUGCAUGGUGGAUUGUAGUACAUAGAUCCAAUGAGCAUAUUUUCUCUUGAAAUUACAACUUUUGCAAUAUAUGAGAGCUUGGAAGUUUUGGUGUUGGCCUUUAAA
This is a messenger RNA of Malania oleifera, 2078 nucleotides long. Its product is annotated as 3-hydroxyisobutyryl-CoA hydrolase-like protein 5. Gene Ontology annotation, biological process: L-valine catabolic process. The transcript has 17 exons. The coding region runs from base 584 to 1759 and encodes 391 amino acids. The record is from RefSeq and is a predicted model, not a curated record. NCBI's taxonomy places the organism in Eukaryota, Viridiplantae, Streptophyta, Magnoliopsida, Santalales, Ximeniaceae. Gene Ontology annotation, molecular function: 3-hydroxyisobutyryl-CoA hydrolase activity.